UCCCAAACGAACAACAUACUGUUUUGGAAAUCAACAUAAAAAAUUUGCGGUCCCUAAAAUAAUUCGAUUAAGGAAAUGAAUAGUAUCGAAGUAAGAGGCGCAACAUUAAGCUAUGACCAAAAAAAUCCAGUUUUAAAUGGAUUAGAUUUGACUGUUCAAACAGGUUCCAUCUAUGGCUUGAUUGGUCCAUCAGGAUGUGGAAAAACUACAUUGUUGUCAUCAAUACUAGGAAUGAAGCAACUUGAUAGUGGAACAAUAAAAGUUCUUGGACAAAAAGUUGUGUAUGAAAAAUCAUCGAAAUUUUCAAACAUGAUUGGAUACAUGCCACAAGAAACAGCAUUAGUUCCAGAACUGACAAUUAAAGAAACUUUAAAUUAUUUUGGAAAUAUUUAUCAAAUGAAUCAAAUUUUAUUGAAACAGCGACUUAUCAUGAUUUGUGAUUUAUUAGAACUGAAUGAUGUCAAUAAGCAGGUUAAUCACCUUUCUGGUGGUGGAAAAAGACGAGUAUCAUUUGCUGCUGCUUUAAUUCAUGAUCCUAAAAUUUUAAUUCUUGACGAACCAACAGUUGGACUUGAUUCAAUUCUCCGUGAGAAAAUUUGGACAUUCUUGAUUGACUCUACAAAAUCCUCAAAUAUGUCUGUGAUCAUCACAACACAUUAUAUUGCAGAAGCAGAAAGAUCAAACUACUGUGGAUUAAUGAUUAAUGGUGUUUUAUUGGCAGACGAUCAUCCAAAAAAUAUUUUAGCAAAAUUCGGUGUUCUUAAUCUUGAAGAAGCUUUUCUAGCUUUGUGCUUAUCAAAAAAAUCUAAAGCAGAAGGCUGUGCUAGUAAUGGAGUCCAUUUCCCAAACUCAGCAAGCACAUUUGAUGGUUCGAAUUCAAUCCAUGCAGAUGACUCGAGUAAUUCAACAAAAAUAAAUGAAAAUAUAAUUGUUGAACUAGACAAGCGAAAAACUUUCUCAGGACAAACUUUCAGGGCACUUUUUAAGAAGGAAGUGAUAAGAAUACGUAGACAGCCUGGAGAAAUUUUCUUCACAAUUCUAUUUCCAUUAAUUAAAGGCAUUCUCUUUAUUUAUACAAUGGGAAAAAAUCCAAAAGGACUUUCAAUAGGUGUUGUCAAUAAUGAAAUAUCCGACAUCAAUUAUUGUUCAGAAUAUUUAAAAUCAACAAAUUAUGAAUUCAACAAUAGCUCAUGCAACUUUGAAAAUCUAUCGUGCUAUUUUCUGAAUGAAAUUCGAGACGACACGGCAGUAAAAAUCGGUUACAACUCUUUUGAUGAAGCUUAUAAAUCUGCAAAAGCAGCAAGGAUUUAUGGAUUCUUAUCAAUUGCUUCAAACUUUACAGAAGCUAUAACCAAAAGGAAAUCUGAUUGGCAAGCAUUGACUGACGAUGUCUUUCUAGACCAAAUUGAUGUUUAUUUAGAUCAUGAAAAUUUGCAAAUUGCUUCAUUUUUAAAGCUCAGACUUUUUAAAGCUUUUGAAAAAUUUAACAAAAAACUUUUGCAGCAAUGCGAUUUAAAUGAAAAAUUAGAGGAUAGUCCGAUGUCGAUUGAGACUUUUUAUGGAGAUUUCGAUAGUGAUUAUGUCAAAACUUUGAUUCCAGCGCUAUUCAUACAGGCAAUUCUGCUAAGUGGAAUUCUAUUUUCACUUUCAUCAAUCGCUCAAAGUCGUACUGGAGGUGUUUGGAAUCGAACAAUCAUAGCUGGAGUUACAGUUUCGGAAAUUAUAUCCGUGCAAUUCACACUGUUAUUUAUAUCAGACAUUGUUCAACUUAUUGUCCUUAAAAUAAUAACAGCUACUUUAUAUGAUGGUGAAAUAGUUGGUAAUCAAUGGAUUCUUGGAUUUUUUUGCCUAAUGGUCUACAUGACUGGAAGCAGCAUUGGAAUAUUUGUCUCAAUUCUUACAAAUAAUUUACUGAUUUUAAAUACUGCUGGAAUGGUAAUAUUUUUCUUUGGUGGAAGUUUGUGCGGUGGAAUGUGGCCAAUCGAAGGACAGCCUAAGUUUCUUCAAUAUUUGUCAGUCACUAUACCGACCACUUUACCAACAGUUACGGUUAAGAAUAUCAUCGCUAAAGGAUUCGAUAUGUCACAUGAAACAAUUUAUGGUGGAUUUGCGUUACUAGGAGCAUAUAUAGCCACGAUGCUAACUCUAUCAUUUUGGUCAUUAAAGAGGACUAAAUUUACAGAACAGCACUAAAUUAGUUAUGAAACUGAAUCUAUGAUUUUAAGACAGCUGUCUCAAAUGAACUCUCGACAGUUCAAAAAGAGAAAAAUUUUUCUAUCCAAAUUCCAAAUUUGUGUCAAAGUUAUGUUUUGUUAAGUUAAUAGUGAACGGU
This is a messenger RNA of Chironomus riparius, 2332 nucleotides long. The record is from the annotation of a GenBank genome assembly. Lineage: Eukaryota; Metazoa; Arthropoda; Insecta; Diptera; Chironomidae.